Messenger RNA from Symphalangus syndactylus (siamang), 1246 nucleotides. Its product is annotated as embryonic stem cell-related gene protein-like. The record is from RefSeq and is a predicted model, not a curated record. Lineage: Eukaryota; Metazoa; Chordata; Mammalia; Primates; Hylobatidae.
CACCAUGUAACUCCAAACUUACUGUCAUGCCUCUGAGCCCAAGCUAAGCCAUCAUAUCCCCUGUGACCUGCACGUACACAUCCAGAUGGACGAUUCCUGCCUUGACUGAUGACAUUCCACCAUAAAAGAAGUGAAAAUGGCCUGUUCCUGCCUUAACUGAUGACAUUGUCUUGUGAAAUUCCUUCUCCUGGCUCAUCCUGGCUCAAAAGCUCCCCCACUGAGUACCUUGUGACCCCCACUCCUGCCCACCAGAGAACAACUCCCCUUUGACUGUAAUUUUCCUUUAUCUACCCAAAUCCUAUAAAACGGCCCCACCCUUAUUUCCCUUCGCUGACUCUCUUUUUGGACUCAGCCCGCCUGCACCCAGGUGAAAUAAACAGCCAUGUUGCUCACGCAAAGCCUGUUUGGUGGUCUCUUCACAUGGAUGCGCAUGAAAUUUGGUGCCGUGACUCGGACCAGGGGACCUCCCUUGGGAGAUCAAUCCCCUGUCCUCCUGCUCUUUGCUCCGUGAGAAAGAUCCACCUACGACCUCAGGUCCUUAGACCAACCAGCCCAAGAAACAUCUCACUAAUUUCAAAUCUGGACCCCACUGGAAAUCAGACUGUUCAACUCACCUGGCAGUCACUCCCAGAGCCCCUGGAACUCCGGCCGAAGGCUCUCUGACUGACUCCUUCUCGGCUUAGCGGCUGAAGACUGACGCUGCCCGAUCACCUCGGAAGCCCCACAGACCAUCACGGACGCUGAGCUUUGGGUAACUCUCACAGUGGAAGGCAAGUCAGUCCCCUUAGUCAAUACAGAGGCUACCCACUCCACAUUACCUUCUUUUCAAGGGCCUGUUUCCCUUGCCUCCAUAACUGUUGUGGGUAUUGACAGCCGGGCUUCUAAACCCCUGAAAACUCCCCCACUCUGGUGUCAACUUGGACAACACUCUUUUAUGCACUCUUUUUUAAUUAUCCCCACCUGCCCAGUUCCCUUAUUAGGCUGAGAUAGUUUAACCAAAUUAGCUGCUUCCCUGACUAUUCCAAGGCUACAGCCACACCUCAUUGCCACCUUUUCCAAGCCUUCUUCACAUCCUCCUCUCAUAUCCCCCCACCUUAACCCACAAGUAUAAGAUACUUCUAUUCCCUCCUUGGUGACUGAUCAUGCACCCCUUACAAUCUCAUUAAAACCUAAUCACCCUUACCCCCCUCAAUGCCAAUAUCCCAUCCCACAGCAUGCUUUAAAAAGAUUAAAGCCUGUUAUCACU